Branchiostoma floridae (Florida lancelet) is the source of this 4605-nucleotide messenger RNA. RefSeq lists its product as uncharacterized. Gene Ontology annotation, cellular component: nucleus. Lineage: Eukaryota; Metazoa; Chordata; Leptocardii; Amphioxiformes; Branchiostomatidae. Gene Ontology annotation, biological process: negative regulation of apoptotic process. Gene Ontology annotation, molecular function: ubiquitin conjugating enzyme activity; cysteine-type endopeptidase inhibitor activity. The record is from RefSeq and is a predicted model, not a curated record.
AUACACGUGUAUAUUUUGCAAGUUUAUGAGAAACCGGCGAGACGACACGGUCUGUUGCGGUCCAGCCGUCAGAAAAAUAAAAGAUGGCGGCGUGUCGUGAGACGUCGCUGUCCAAUAUUCUCGUGGAAGAGUUUGAAAAAUGGCGAGAGGAGACACAGGACGACUCGAUUUUCCUUCUUGAGGCUGGUAUGGAUGAGGAUGAGUCUGGUGUGAUGAACCUGUUGCUGGGUGGAGAGCAUGAGUUCAGGCUGCGCUGUCCUCCAGGCUACCCUCACCAUGAAGAGAACUUCUUUGUGGAGUCUCACUCUUCAGUCAGGAUGUGGUGCAAUGCUUUAAAUGAGAGCAUCUUCCCUUCACCACUCCGACAGGAAUGAGCUGUCAUCAUCAGAUGUGGAGAUGGAUAUGUCAGAGGACGAAGAUGAAGAGAUAGAGGAAGAGCAAGAGGAGAGUCACGAGGAGACCAUGCUGUCAGAUGAUGACUCUACAUUUACAACAGAAUGGGAACUAGCCAUUGCCAGGAAAAAGAAACGCUGGACACAGAGGGAAGCAGAGAUAAGGGAACAGUUAAAGAGAGCCAAAGCAACAGGCCCAACCACGACAGAACUGGGUGCAAUACAAGCUUCUGGUCAGGACAAGGAGCAAGCCAAGCAGAUCUUCACAAGCAACGCAGCUUUUGGCAUCCUCGCUAACGACCUGGUCAAAAUCCUGGAGGCAGAGAAGGAUGCAAUGAUGCAGAGAGUCACCAAUAUGGAAAUGUUGAAACUCUCUUACUGGGAUCCUGCCAAGGACAUGAAGACUGUACUGCUGGAGAUGAAGGACAUGUUACAGAGAUGGGCCAGGAUCGAUGUAGACAGCCCAAGGAACGACUCUGUCAGGUAUCCCAACGGCUCGUAUGUCGAUAUCGAGCACCAUCUACUCAGACUGGCUUUGGUGAGUGAAGUCAACCCACGUGCGAACACCAGGUACGCCAUCGAGAUCACCAAACCAGCAUCCAAAGCCAUCAGGCAGUCUUCAGGCUUUGGAGUCCCGGCUACCUCUGGGAAGAAAGAGAAGCAGUACUGGAAACCAGGGACAGGGUACGGCCAUGGCAACGUGUCCAGGCCUGGACAGAUGGGCUGGGAUGUCAAUGCCUACAUCGCAGCACAGAAGGAGAAAGACAAACAGAUUGAAGCAGUGUUGGAAAAAAUUCACCAGGAAUUAAGAAAACUUUUUGUGGAGCACUGUCCCUACAUCAACUCCACCAAGAGCACUGUCCCAGCCAUUCCACUGAGGAAGGGGCACGGUGGGGUCACCGACCUCAACAGCACCUGCAGCAGUUCCACGGGGAGCGUGAAAACUGAAUGUAACAGCUUUCCCAUCGAGUCUGCGAUCGCCACGGCGUCCUCGUCAUCUGCUUCGAGUGCGAACGCCAGCCCCAAGUCCUGUAAGCCGUUCUGUCCCAUCUCCAUGGUGUGUAAGCCGUCAUGUAGUCAGUCCAUCUGUGAACAGUUGUGCACGGUGGCGGACCCCUGCUGUUCUAGUUCCUCCAGCGGGGACGCCAAGAAGAAGUGCGUGAGGGCCGACAACACCGUAACAAAAAGUUGCAAUGCUGCGGGGGAGGCGAGCACAUCCCAGCUCCACAGAAACAUUGGUGGUGCCGCGGACUCCUCCUCAAGUGCCAGUACCCCCUGUACACCCUCAACCUCCGCGGAGACUUGUAAGGUCAAACAGGACUACAUGGCCAGUUCCAGCGGAGUGUCCAGCGGCACGGACGUCUCUCUACAGAACUAUGAAGACAGACUGCUCGCCUGGGGAAAUCUACUGGUGGAGAACGGGGCCAUUGACCCCAUCACAGACAUGUUUGUUAUCCUCGAGGGAUCGGCCCUCGUGCCUUUUAUAGAGACCCACUUAAAAGCAGACUCUUUCCUGGAGAUUGGGAGACAUGUAGCGGUUUACAAGGGUAUAGUUGACAUCAUCAGAGAAAUAGCGUGCAUCCCCCAGCUGGUGAAGCUGCUGUGUGCCUUACCAGAUCAGGACAAGUCAGUCUAUCUACUGUUGGAGGGGCUGGAACAGAAGGCGAGGACCAUGCUACAGCACAUGCACAAGGCAGCUAACGGCAGCAUUCCCAAGAAGCCCGAGAAGGUGGAACCCGAGCCCAUGCAGCCCUUUAAGUAUGUGCCCCUGCCUAUUGGGGAGUUCUACCCCUGGGACAACCAGUAUAUGAUAGCCAUAGAACAAAGCAAGCCACUGGACAUCUCACACAUGUCCUCGGUGGUGGAAAAGACAGCAGAGGAGAAGCUAGCUAGGGAGUUCAUCAUUCUGUACAGACAGGUGGCGGAUGCUGUUCGGAGGCACGGUGAGGCCCAGCUGGCGCGGGACGCAGCCAUCGCUGCUCAGGCCUCCGCGCAGGAGGCACAGAUAGAAUGUACGCCAGACAUCUCCGCAGCAGCAUCCACUUCUGCAAUAGCCACGUCUCCUGAGAAAAUCACGACAUCCCUGGAGGAGAACUACAAGAAGGAUCUCAAGGAAAUGCAGUUUGACAACUUCGAGUUUCCAUUGGAAGGGUCUUCAGCUCACCAUUACUCUACUCUCUAUAACAAGUUCACCAAACCUAUCCAUGCUCAGAUUGUAAGAAUAGCCCAGGAGUUCUCGUCUCUAUCAUCGUCACUACCACUAGAGCUAUCAUCAUCUAUCUUUGUCCGAGUGGAUGAUGAGAAAAUGAACCUAAUGCAAGCUCUGAUCACAGGGCCAGAAGGAACCCCCUACAGUGGAGGUUGUUAUCAGUUUGAUAUCUUCUUCCCACCAAACUACCCCAAAGUUCCACCUCAAGUCAACCUUCAGACAACAGGUGGAGGAACAGUGAGAUUCAACCCUAAUUUAUACAGCUGUGGUAAGGUGUGCCUGUCUCUCCUGGGUACGUGGGAGGGGCAGCAGGGAGAGCAGUGGAACGAGACGUCCUCCGUCCUACAGGUGCUGGUGUCCAUCCAGUCCCUGAUCCUGGUUCCAGAACCGUUCUUCAAUGAGCCGGGCUACGAACAGGAGAUCGGCACAGACACAGGGAAGAGGCACAGCAGGGAAUACAAUGCAGACGUACGAGUGAACAACAUCAAGCAUGCCAUCAUCUCCCAGAUACAGAAGCCUCCUCCUGCCUUCGAGAACAUCAUCAAAACUCACUUCUUUAUCAAGAAGGAGUGGCUAAUGAAGGAGUUUGAAGACAUCUUGAAGGAGAGCCCCAAGGAUAAGAAGCUCUCCCGAGCACUCCAGGAUCUCAAGUCAGAGUUUAAGAAGUUACAGAAGCCUCAGGUGGCAUCAGAUCCUGACUCCAAGUAACAAGAGAACGUCUACGGGAGACCACCCUCUGCCCAACCUUGUGCAUAUAGACUUCUCUAUCUGUACCAAUAGCUGAUAAACAGUAGAGAGCAUCUCUGAACAUCAUGUGAAAUUAAGUAUUUUUCUAACAGGACUACUCACUUUCUGCUUACCACUACAACUCUUGCUACAGACUGAAAGUGCAAUAUUCAUUUUACUUCCCGUGAUGCUUUUUGACUCCGUUUCAUUUAAAUCUAUCAUAAGUGAGCCUAGCUUUUCAUUGUAAAAGUUUCACAUCGGUUAACACCACUAUGUUCCAAAUAUGGCAAUAGUUUUGUGGUCAGUGUGAUCGCAUUUCAUUAUCAUGAGACUGUAUGACUCUUACUGUAAGAGUUCAUAAUUGACCAGUAACACGAUUUGGGCUCUUUUAGCAUCCCUCCAAGAAUAUACCAUGUAUGUCUUGUUCUUUUGUGACAGCAAAUUUUAGUGCUUAAAUUCUGCAAUCACACUAUAUAAGCCAUCUCAGAAACAUGCCCAAUUUCUCGCUAUAGUCAGAACAGUGCUUUCAUGGCUCUUCUGGAGAAAGCCUUCCACAGUCCAACAGAUGUAAUAUUUUUAACAAUCGUCGAGGAGCACCUGUAUAUGCUGGCAGAAAUACAGUGGCUGGGGCAAUAGCAGCAGAGGCACAAUAAAAUUGUGAAUAUUUUUCAACGUGGGUUGGUAAAACAGUAGUUGAAGAUUAGUGUUGUCGCGGUCGUACAAAAGCUGUGAAUAUGAUGAAGAGUAUUGAUAUGAUAACUGAGUAUUCUUUUUCAUAAAACAAGUUGUUAACUGUGUAAGUAUACUGUUAGUUGAACCAUUGUCUGAUGGUAAUCGUUGAAAGUUGUGGAAAGUUCUGAAGAGAAUCUGUGUGAAGAAAAACAGAGUUCCCUAUAGCAGGUUGAAGAGUAAAUAAGUAUCUUUGAUGUAACAAAAGAGUAUUUAAGUUUUUUUUGUCAACAUCACUAACACUCUUGCCAAUGUCAUAUCUCAUGGGCCUAAUACUUUUUACAAAAGUCCUCUGAACCAAAAUUUUGUCAUUCCUUUCUGUUUCCUAUGUCACAAUAAUCCAGCUGUAUACACAGAGCAAUUAACAUAGUUCUGCGCCUGUGCAGAAGCCAAUUACAUACGUAUCUCUCCUACUAUUGAAAAUACAUGACUUGAGAUGUCUACUACAUGUACACCCAAUAUGUACUGAAGAGCAUGGAAUAGAAACAGAAACUACAAGCUGAAAUAAAUGAAUCCCAAGACCUAUAUUAAAGGUACAACACUUUGAAA